AAGACAAUGAAUUAGACAGUUGGAAGCAAAAUUCUUAUCUUAUCGCAACUGUAUGUAUACAGCGGAGGCACCAAUCUGUAUACAAAGAGUAUUAAGAGAUACGUUCUCAGUUCUCGUCUAGCAGCGAUCGUGUGUGGACAUUUUGUGCAAAGUUGCAAUGUGAGGAGAGUUUGUGGUGUAAUUUGAGGUGGAAAUGGAUAAGACUUUACCCAAUAAUCCACGAGAAAGUGCUAAUUUCCUAUCGAGGAUCACCUUCUUUUGGAUGAUUGAUCUCUUUAAGCGUGGCUACCGCAAAUCCCUCGAACUCCAAGAUCUCUAUAAGCCCCUCACCACCGACCGAUCAGCCAUUCUUGGUGAUCGUCUUGAAGAAAAAUGGCAAGAUCAGCUGCGGAAAACAUCGUCGAGGCCGUCGCUUAUCAGAGCGAUAGCAAUCACGUUUUGGCGCGAGUACGUCUGUCUUGGGCUGAUUGUUGUGACGAAUGACUUCGUAAUAAGAUUGGGACAGCCACUCUUGCUUCGCAGGCUUUUACUCUAUUUUCGGAAUAACUCCGAUAUACCCCACACAGAGGCUAUCAUCUGUGCCAUUGGGAUUAUUCUACUCAAUGGACUCGGGGUCUUCACAUCCAAUCACAUCACCUUCCGUGGGUGCCACAAUGGGAUGAAGGUACGCGUGGCGGUGUGUAGUUUGGUCUACAGGAAAGCUCUACGCUUGUCUCGGGCAGCACUGGGGAAUGUGGCUCCAGGGAAGGUCGUUAAUCUCCUCUCCAACGACGUAAAUCGCUUCGACAUGGUGUCAGUAUUUGUAAACUGGCUGUGGUCAGCACCACUUUUAGCACUCACCAUUGGGUGCAUUCUUUAUGAACUUGUUGGAAUUCCUGGACUCGUUGGAAUAAUCAUCGUCCUCCUCGUCAUGCCAUUGCAAUCAUUUACAGGACGACUUGCAUCGAAAUAUCGCCUUCAGACAGCUCUAAAAACAGACGAAAGGGUUCGAUUUAUCGAUGAAGUUAUUUCUGGGGUGCAAGUAAUAAAAAUGUACGCUUGGGAGAAGCCAAUCUCAUCUAUAAUAUCAACAGCUCGCCGGUAUGAGUUGUCUGUUAUAAGAAAAUGUGCCAAUCUACGCGGAGUCUACAUGGCAUUUUCACUCUUCACUACGCGUCUUGCUCUUUUUGGGGCAAUGGUGACGAUGACGGUGUUUGGAUACGAAAUGACUGCAGCUAGAAUAUUUAUGAUUUCGGCUUACUACAAUAUUCUGGGGCACACAAUGUCCCAGAUGUUUGUUCGUGGAGUAGCUGAAAUUUCAGAAGCAAAAGUUUCCUUCAGACGUCUUCAGCAGUUUCUUGAACUUGAGGAGCACACACAGCCUAUUACCGAUGAAUCACCUUCUAUUGAAGAGACUGAUUCACUCCUGCAGACUGUUCUGCCGUCAGAAAAGAAAGAGAAUUUGGUGCUACCGGAAACUGUGGCAAUUUCCAUGAAAAAUGUUCGAUGUCGAUGGGAAAAUUCAAUUAAAUUUCUCAACAAUGAGAAAAUUUGGUUCAACAAUAAGAAUCAAUUAACAUUGUCCGAUAUUAAUUUAAAUAUCAAUGCUGGUUAUCUUGUUGGAGUUAUUGGAGCUGUGGGAUCAGGAAAGUCUUCCCUUAUUGAGGCACUUCUAAGAGAACUACCUCCUGAGUCAGGGACCAUUGCGGUGAAAGGAAGAGUUCUCUAUGUAUCUCAGAAUCCAUGGAUUUUCGCUGCAACUCUUCAACAAAAUAUACUAUUUGGUCAACCAAUGAGACAUGCUCGCUACCAACAAACUCUCUCAGCUUGUGCCUUAGUGGAUGAUCUUAAGCAAUUCCCGCAGGGAGAUAGGACUAUCAUCGGGGAGAGAGGAUCAUCCCUGUCAGGUGGUCAAAAGGCGCGUGUUAAUUUAGCACGUGCUGUCUAUCAGGAGGCUGAUAUCUACUUACUAGACGACCCACUUAGUGCUGUAGAUACGCACGUAGGACGACAACUCUUUGAUGAGGUUGUAGGACCAAAAGGACUACUUCGUCACUCAACUAGAAUUCUUGUAACUCAUCAAAUUCACUUUCUCAAAGAAGCUGAUUGGAUUGUCGAACUAAAAGAGGGAAAAAUCCGAAAGCAAGGACCCCCGUCGAUAAUUUUCGAAAACAACGAAGGAACUCUCCUUCUGGAAAAUCUUAAAAAUGAGAGAAAAACUAAAGAAUUGAACGGAGCUUUCAUGCAGCGUCCCAGUGAAAAGCUCCCAAGUUUAGAGUUGGAAAAAUCCUCAGAAGGAGUUGUCGAUGGAUCAAUAAUCCUCCAAUACUUACGAUCAGGAGCAUCCAUUUGUGUGCUCCUGAUCAUUGCAACACUCUUCAUACUGACCCAAAUAGUUGCCAGUACUUCAGAUUACUUCGUUGCAAACUGGACGCAUCAGGAGGAGUUUCACGAACCAACAAAUUUCUAUCUUAUCCUCAAUGGAAGCCUCGUGGGAUCAAUUUUCAUUUUGGCCAUCAUCCGAUCAAUUGGAUUCUACGAGGUGUGCAUAAAAGCUUCCCAAGAACUACAUAACGCCAUGUUCAAGGGGGUAAUCAGUGCAAAAAUGUACUUCUUCGAGACAAAUCCUUCCGGAAGGAUUCUCAAUCGUUUCUCACGAGAUUUGGGUUCAGUUGAUGAACUCCUGCCGAAAGUUCUUCUCGAUGCUAUUCAAAUGAUUCUUAGUAUAUGUGGAGCAAUUCUUGUUACGGCCACAGUUAAUCCUGUCUUCCUCAUACCGAUCGCCUUUCUCGGUAUUGUGUUUAUCACUGUGCGCCAAUGGUACCUGAAAUCCUCAAGGAAUAUCAAGAGACUGGAUGGAAUAACUAGAUCACCUGUUUUCACGCACCUAGCUGCCUCCCUUAGUGGGCUAUCAACAAUUCGUGCAUUCAAUACGGAAAAACGUCUUGUGGAUGAAUUUGAUUCCCUCCAGGAUGUUCAUUCAUCAGCCUGGUUCCUUUUUAUUUGCUGCACAAGUGCCUUUGGUCAGGUACUUGAUUUUCUUUGCGUCAUCUUCGUGGCAAUAGUUACAUUUACAUUUCUUAUAAUAGACAAUCAAAUGAUUGGCGACAAGAUUGGGCUAGCAAUCACGCAAUCUCUCGCCUUGACUGGACUCUUAGGUUGGGGAAUUCGCCAAAGUGCCGCUACCUCGAACGCUUUGAUGUCCGUUGAGCGGCUCUUGGAGUACAAGCAAUUGGAACCAGAAGUUGAACCAUUAAUUCCACUGAAGACAGGAAAAUUCUGGCCCGUUUAUGGGGAAAUUGUCUUCGAGGGUGUCACAUUUAAGUAUCACAAAGACGCCGAGCCUGUGCUCAAGAAUAUUUCCUUUAAGAUUGCCCCGAAGGAAAAGGUGGGAAUUGUGGGACGAACUGGUGCUGGAAAAACAUCCCUAAUUGGGGCUCUUUUUCGCAUGGCAAUUGUUGAGGGAAAAAUCACGAUCGAUGGGGCGGAUACAGCUAAUUUAUCGUUGCAUGAUUUAAGAUCGCACCUCUCAAUAAUCCCCCAGGAUCCGGUACUCUUUUCCGGCACCCUGAGAGACAAUCUCGACCCUUUUGGGGACUUUUCCGACGAUGAACUGUGGAAAGCACUCAAUGAGGUGGAGCUCAAGGGUAUUGCGGCGCACCAAAGUGGUCUCGAUAUGCCCGUAAAAGCGGGUGGAAAUAACUUCAGUGUUGGCCAGAGGCAACUGAUCUGCCUCGCACGGGCUAUUCUACGGAAUAAUAGAAUUUUAGUUCUCGACGAAGCCACUGCCAAUGUUGAUCCACACACAGAUGCCCUUAUUCAGAGGACAAUCAAGGAACGCUUCAAAACCUGCACGGUUCUCACGAUCGCGCACCGUCUCAACACCAUCAUGGAUUCCGAUCGUGUUCUUGUGAUGCACAAUGGGGUUGUGGCUGAAUUUGCGAGUCCCAGUGAUCUUCUCAAAAAUUCCAACAGUAUUUUCUCAAAAUUGCACAGCAAGUGCUAAACAAACAAAAAGUGAUCAAAGUGAUGCAGCUUGAACUUGCCUAUCUGCAUGCUCCUCAUAUUUUAUAUAUAGGAUAUAUAACUAUAAUAAAAAAAAAGUCAUUGAAAAGCAAUUA
Messenger RNA from Lutzomyia longipalpis, 4100 nucleotides. RefSeq names its product probable multidrug resistance-associated protein lethal(2)03659. Gene Ontology annotation, cellular component: membrane. The transcript is spliced from 7 exons. NCBI's taxonomy places the organism in Eukaryota, Metazoa, Arthropoda, Insecta, Diptera, Psychodidae. The record is from RefSeq and is a predicted model, not a curated record. Gene Ontology annotation, biological process: transmembrane transport. Bases 194 to 3985 code for a protein of 1263 amino acids. Gene Ontology annotation, molecular function: ATP hydrolysis activity; ATP binding; ABC-type transporter activity.